GCAAAUCCUUUCUGAUAAACAGUGAUCAUAAUGUUCACGAAACAGUUGUUUUGGGUUGCGCUGCUCGUCGUCUCCGUUAAUUCCCAAUCAGUGCUGAAGGGAAUAAAGGCUUCGAUCAAGGAUGGUUCCGGGUCCAGGGAUAUUGUAAUUAACGAUUUGAAGGAUUUGGCCGAAGCGUACGAGCUUCGCAUUGAAGAUCAGCGUCUGCCCGAACUCACCCACGAUUGCCUGAAGAACUUGGACCGUCUGGAUACGUUGGUUAUCAAGAGAUGCGGCUUGCAGAACAUACAUUCAGAUGCUUUCAAAAGUCUCACGAGUUUAAGGAUUCUGGAUCUAUCCAGGAACAAGAUCGAAAACGUGGACAAAGUCUUUAUAGGUUUAAACGUUUGGAGGGUGAAUUUGAGCAUGAACCAUCUCAGUCUAAUCGGCGAUGAUGCUUUCGACAAUAUGCCUAAGCUCCGCGUUUUGGAGCUGGACAACAACAGAUUGACGAAGAUCAACACGAAUUGGUUCAAAGGUUCCCCGAAAGUCUUCAGACUGCAGAUGGAUAAUAACAAGAUAACGCAGAUUCCGAAAGCUGCCUUCAAGAGGAUGGAUACAGAAGCCGCUUUGGACAUUUGGCUCAUGGAUAAUCGCAUUGAGAAAAUUCACACGAUGGCUUUCGAAGGGGUGAAAAAGUUGGACACUCUUUGGUUGACCAAUAACAAGAUCAGCAGUAUAACCGGAGAAAUGUUCGAGGAUGUGGUGAAGAUCAGAAGCUUCUACAUAGACAGAAACGCGUUGAGAUGCAUCGAUGAUUCAGCAUUGACGCACAUCGCUGUAGAACAAUUCAGCAUUGAUAGAAACCCCAUAAGCUGCGAAUGCCUUAGGGUGAUCAAGAAAUGGGCCAAGAAAUCCGACGUCGAGUUGUCGUCAGCCUCGAUUGGCUUGGGGUGCCUCAGGGAUAGGAUCGAGGAGCUCUUUGAAAAACAAAAGCAGUUCUACGAAGACCAAUUAGACCGUGCGGAGAGGAGAGAGGAUAUCAAGUAGAUUUUACACGAUCAUUAAAGACUUCUGUUUUCUUUAAA
Nicrophorus vespilloides is the source of this 1067-nucleotide messenger RNA. RefSeq names its product chondroadherin-like. Gene Ontology annotation, molecular function: protein binding. The record is from RefSeq and is a predicted model, not a curated record. The transcript has a single exon. Lineage: Eukaryota; Metazoa; Arthropoda; Insecta; Coleoptera; Silphidae. The coding region runs from base 31 to 1029 and encodes 332 amino acids.